Messenger RNA from Chara braunii, 2091 nucleotides. The record is from the annotation of a GenBank genome assembly. NCBI's taxonomy places the organism in Eukaryota, Viridiplantae, Streptophyta, Charophyceae, Charales, Characeae.
CUUAAGGCCAUCAGCAGAUGGGAUGAGGAGGAAGAGGGAGGAGCAGGAGGGCACUUGCCGAGCAACUUAGCUAUGGCGACACCAAGAAGGACAACGAUGAAGACGACGACGACCACGAAGUCCGACGUGAUGUUGAUUAGCGACGAGCCGACGACGACGCCAGCGAAAACGGCAAGAACGGCGAUGGCAGAACCAACAGCGGCAACAAGUAUGACGACGACGACGACGCCGGCUAUGGCGAAACCAACUACGACAACGAGGACGACGACGACGACGAUGCCGUUGACUGACGAAGAGACGGCGACGACGCCGAUGACGUCAACGACAACGACGACGCCAGCUAUGGCCACACCAAGAACGAUGAAGAUGCCGUUGACGGACGAAGAGACCGCGACGCCGAUGACGACAACAACAACGACGACGCCGAUGACGACAACGACAACGACGACGCCGAUGACGACAACAACAACGACGCCGUCAGCUAUGGCGACACCGAGAACGACGACGAAGACGACGACCAGGACGACAACCCCGACGACAACAACAACGAAAUCCGAGGUCGUUUUGACCAAAGAGAUGAUCUUGAAGAGAGCAGGAAGUCGAAUGCCUCCGCCUCCUCCUCCUCCUCCUCUUCCUCCUCCUCCUUGUGCUGCUGCUGCUGGUCCUGCAGCUGCCGAUGCGCAGGUGGCGGGUAAACAACGCAAAACUUCGUCUGCUGUAGAAAAAGCUGACGUCAACCAAUUUUUGAAAAAAAUGACCCACCUCUUCAUGAACGAGAAGAGGGUCGUCAAGAUCGCUCAGGGGGCUCUGGAUGCUUGUGCCAAUUUGAAGGUGGCCUAUCUUUACGACAACUGCCUUCAGCGAAUCGAGGGGCUAAGCAACUGCAAGAACUUGACCCAUCUAUACAUCCAAGACAAUGAGAUAGACAAGAUGGAAGGGCUGGAAAGCCUCUGCCAUUUGCAGAAGCUAUACCUAGAAGGCAAUAGGAUAAGCAGACUGGAAGGGUUGAGCAGCUGUUCUCAGCUGCAAGAGCUGAACUUGUCGAGGCAGAGGGUGCCGAGUGGGCAAUCGUUCUCGUUCGAAGGAGCCAGCCUCGCAACACUCAGGUGCUGUCUGACCAUGCUCAAUGCAGCGGACUGCAGGAUUGAAAGCCUGUACCCUCUGUGCGGAUUUAGGUUUUUGGAGGAUCUUGACGUGUCACGGAAUCUUAUCCAGUCAGUGAAGGAGGUGGAUGACUUGGCAUCCUCUUGUGGGAAACUGGCUAGUCUGAACCUGACCGAGAAUCCGGUCGAAUCCUCGUCGAGGAAGUUCAGGGAUCGAGUCAUUCUGACGGCAAAGAACCUGAAGAUGCUGGACAACAAGGAGGUAUCACAGCAAGAAAGAAUGUUUCUACUGCAGUUGAAGAAGAUACAGGAGGAGAGGAGCAUGAGGAGGAGGAGGAGGGAAGAGAAGAAAGGGAGGAGCAAAGGCAGAGAAGGAGGAGAAGGAGGAGAAGGAGGAGAAGGAGGAGGGGACGAUAAUGAAGGAGAAGAAGGAGAAGAAGGAGAAGAAGGAGAAGGGGAAGGCGUUGGUGCUGCUAAUAGGCAAUUAGAAAACCAUGAGAAAGAAAACUGGCGGUGGGGACCACCACUCAGACCAGCGCAGUCGGCAUUCCCUCCAGGCAGAGUGUUCACGAGCAACAACCCUAGGGUAUUUACAAGCAAUCGGGAUCGGUAUACCUCUCUGACGACGAGGCAGACCCCAGCUUAUGCACCGAGAGAAGCGACAAAAAUGGGAGUGGCACUUGUCAAUUCACCGGUCAAUCUUCGUCGAUCUAAAUAGUAGAUAGUCAAUCCAAAUUCGGGGUAGCCAUGCACUCGUAGCAAUUCAAAGUGGGAGAGCCAUGCACGUCAUCCUAUUACACUGCGUGCGUGCAUGCAUGCAUGCACGCAUGAAAGUACGUGAGAUUCACGUGGUGGUUGCCCUGCUAAAUGCCAAGCUUUUCUUCCAGGGCUCAGUCCGUAAGACAACGGGAUUACGUUGUACGGUACUCUGUCCAAUCAAGUCUGUGACUGAGUUUUCCCGCCAAAAAAACAAAGCAGAGACCGUUGA